Messenger RNA from Chinchilla lanigera (long-tailed chinchilla), 11914 nucleotides. Its product is annotated as maltase-glucoamylase, intestinal. NCBI's taxonomy places the organism in Eukaryota, Metazoa, Chordata, Mammalia, Rodentia, Chinchillidae. Gene Ontology annotation, molecular function: carbohydrate binding; alpha-1,4-glucosidase activity. Gene Ontology annotation, biological process: carbohydrate metabolic process. The record is from RefSeq and is a predicted model, not a curated record.
CUGCACAUCUUCACUCCAAUGGACGUGCAUCUCAUGCAGCUUCCAGGGUCCCCUGUGUUUAUGCUGUUGGUCUUGUCAGAACUAUGGGAGGAAGUAAUAUUCUUCUGGACUAAACACUGAAAAUGAUGGCAAGAAGGAAGUUGAAAAAAUUUACUUCACUGGAGAUUGUGCUCAGCGUUCUUUUGCUUAUAGUGUUCAUCAUUGCUGUUGUUCUAAUUGUGCUUUUAGCCACAGGCCCUGUGGAAUCAAAAGAUCCUGAGACAACUGGUACCCCGGUUCCUGAGACAACUGGUACCCCGGUUCCUGAGACAACUGGUACCCCGGUUCCUGAGACAACUGUUACUCUGGUUCCUGAGACAACUGGUACCCCAGUUCCUGAGACAACUGGUACCCUGGUUCCUGAGAAAACUAGUACCUCAGAUCCUGGGACAACAAGCACCACCCCUGAUUCUGCUGCCUGCCCAGUGGUAGAUGAAUUGGAACGGAUAAACUGCAUCCCUGACCAGCCACCAACACAGGCCACAUGUGACCAGCGUGGCUGCUGCUGGAAACCUCAGGGAGCCAUAAGUAUUCCUUGGUGCUACUAUUCCAAGAAUCAUGGCUACCAAAUGGAGGGCAAUCUUUUAAACACAAAUGCAGGAUUCACAGCCCAGUUGAAAGCUCUGCCUUCUUCAUCCUCGUUUGGAAAUGAUGUUGACAAUGUCUUUCUCACGGCAGAAUACCAGACAGCUAAUCGCUUUCACUUUAAGUUGACUGACCAAACCGAAAGCAGAUAUGAAGUACCCCAUGAACAUGUACAGCCCUUCAGUGGAAAUGCUGCUGCUUCUUUGAACUAUCAAGUUGAGGUCUCCAAACAGCCGUUUAGCAUCAAAGUGUCCAGAAGAAGCAACAGUCGUGUUCUGUUUGACUCAAGCAUUGGGCCCCUCCUGUUUGCAGAUCAGUUUCUGCAGCUCUCCAUCCGCCUGCCGAGUGCUAAUGUGUACGGUCUGGGGGAACAUGUGCAUCAACAAUACAGGCAUGACAUGAAUUGGAAGACCUGGCCCAUAUUUACCAGGGACACAGCUCCUAAUGGGGAUGGAACUAACUUGUAUGGUGCCCAGACAUUCUUCUUGUGCCUUGAAGAUGCUAGUGGAUUAUCCUUUGGGGUGUUUCUGAUGAACAGCAAUGCCAUGGAGGUUGCCCUCCAGCCAGCCCCAGCAAUCACUUACCGCACCAUUGGGGGCGUUCUUGACUUCUAUGUGUUCUUGGGAAAUACUCCAGAGCAAGUGGUUCAAGAAUAUCUAGAGCUCAUUGGACGGCCAGCCCUGCCUUCAUACUGGUCACUAGGAUUUCACCUCAGUCGGUACGAUUAUGGAACUUUGGAUAAGAUGAAAGAAGUUGUGGACAGAAACCGGGCAGCACAACUCCCUUAUGAUGUUCAGCAUGGUGAUAUUGAUUAUAUGGAUGAGAGGAAAGACUUCACUUAUGAUCCAGUGAACUAUAGAGGCUUCCCUGAUUUUGUUACAGAGUUACACAAUAAUGGACAGAAACUUGUCAUCAUUGUGGAUCCAGCCAUCUCCAACAACUCUUCCUCAAGUAAUCCCUAUGGGCCAUAUGACCGGGGCUCAGCAAUGAAGAUAUGGGUGAAUAGUUCAGAUGGACAGAACCCAAUUAUUGGAGAGGUCUGGCCUGGAAAUACCGUGUUUCCUGAUUACACCAAUCCCAGCUGUACUAUUUGGUGGACAAAGGAAUUUGAGCUUUUUUAUAAUCAAGUGGGGUUUGAUGGAAUCUGGAUUGAUAUGAAUGAAGUCUCCAACUUUGUUGAUGGUUCAGUCUCAGGGUGUUCCACAAACAAUCUCAAUUAUCCACCAUUCACUCCCCGAGUCCUAGAUGGGUACCUGUUCAGCAAGAGUCUCUGCAUGGAUGCAGUGCAGCAAUGGGGCCAGCAGUAUGAUGUCCACAACCUGUAUGGCUACUCCAUGGCCAUCGCCACAGCAGAAGCCGUCAAGACUGUGUUUCCAAGCAAGAGAAGUUUCAUCAUAACCCGUUCUACCUUUGCGGGAUCUGGCAAGUUUGCAGCCCAUUGGUUAGGAGACAAUGCAGCCACCUGGGACGACCUUCAGUGGUCCAUCCCUGGCAUGCUUGAGUUCAACCUUUUUGGUAUCCCAAUGGUGGGUGCAGAUAUUUGUGGCUUUGCGUUGAAUACCACUGAGGAGCUCUGCAGGCGGUGGAUGCAGUUGGGAGCAUUUUAUCCAUUUUCCAGAAAUCACAACGGCCAAGGCUUCAAGGACCAGGAUCCUGCCUCAUUUGGACCUGACUCCUUGCUGUUGAACUCCUCCAGGCACUACCUUAACAUCCGCUAUACUCUAUUGCCUUACCUCUACACACUCUUCUACUAUGCUCACAGCCGGGGGGACACAGUGGCCAGGCCCCUUCUGCAUGAGUUCUAUGGAGAUAGCAACACUUGGGAUGUGCACCGACAGUUUUUAUGGGGGCCAGGCCUCCUCAUCACUCCCGUUCUGGAAGCGGGUGCAGAGAAAGUGACAGCAUAUGUUCCUGAUGCAAUCUGGUAUGACUAUGAGACUGGGGGCCAACUGGAAUGGAGAAAGCAAAACGUUGAGAUGGAACUUCCUGGAGACAAGAUCGGACUUCAUCUACGAGGAGGCUACAUCUUCCCCACACAACAGCCCAGUACAACCACUAUGGCCAGUCGGCAAAAUCCUCUGGGUCUCAUCAUUGCCUUGGAUGAGAACAGAGAAGCAAAAGGAGAGCUCUUUUGGGAUGAUGGGGAAUCAAAUGAUACUGUGGUCAAUAACAUGUACCUUUUAUGUGAGUUUUCUGUCACCGAAAACCGCUUGGAUGUGAGGAUUUCUCAGUCAACCUACAAGGACCCUAAUAACUUAGCAUUUCAGGAGAUUAGAAUUCUCGGGAUACAGGAACUUGCCAAUGUUACUGUGAAACACAAUGGUGUCCUGACUCAAGCUUCUCCUAAUGUCACUUACGAUCCUAAUCUGAAGGUUGCCAUUAUCUCAGAAAUUAACCUUGUCCUGGGAGAAGCGUACACAGUGGAGUGGAGCACAAACAUAAGGGAUGAAGAAAAAAUAGACUGUUACCCCGAUGAGCAUGGCGUUUCUGAAGCAAACUGUGUUGCCCGUGGCUGCCUCUGGGAGGAAUCCAACUCUCCUGGGGUCCCUUAUUGCUAUUUUGUCAACGAUUUGUACUCGGUCAGCAAUGUUCAGUAUGACUCCCAUGGAGCCAGCGCUGACAUCUCCUUAAAGUCUUCUCUUCACACCAACGCCUUCCCCUCCACUCCCGUGAGCCCCCUCCGCCUGCAGGUGACCUACCAUAAGGAUGAAAUGCUGCAGUUUAAGAUUUUUGACCCCAACAACAAUCGCUAUGAGGUCCCAAUCCCACUGAACAUACCCCGGGUUCCAUCCAGCUCCUCUCAGAGUCGACUCUAUGACGUCCUCAUUAAGGAGAAUCCAUUUGGGAUUGUGGUUCGCCGGAAGAGCACAGGCACUGUAAUCUGGGACUCGCAGGUCCUGGGCUUCACCUUCAAUGACAUGUUCCUCCGCAUCUCCACCCGCCUGCCCUCCUCCUACAUCUAUGGCUUUGGGGAAACGGAGCACACAGCCUUUCGGAGAGACCUGAACUGGCACACGUGGGGCAUGUUUUCCCGAGACCAGCCCCCGGGGUACAAGAUGAAUUCCUAUGGUGUCCACCCCUACUACAUGGGACUCGAGGAGGAUGGCAGUGCCCACAGCGUGCUCCUGCUGAACAGCAAUGCCAUGGAUGUGACAUUCCAGCCCAUGCCUGCCCUGACAUACCGAACCACAGGGGGAAUUCUGGACUUUUAUGUGUUCUUGGGUCCAACUCCUGAGCUUGUCACUCAGCAGUACACUGAGGUUAUUGGUAGGGCUGUUAUGGUACCUUACUGGUCCCUGGGGUUCCAGCUCUGUCGCUAUGGAUAUGAGAAUGACACUGAGAUCUCGAACCUGUAUGAUGACAUGGUGGCUGCGCAGAUCCCCUAUGACGUGCAGUACUCAGACAUUGACUACAUGGAGCGGCAGCUGGACUUCACCCUCAGCCCCAAGUUUGCUGGGUUGCCAGAUCUGAUCAGUCGCAUGAAGGCCGAUGGGAUGCGGGUCAUCCUCAUUCUGGACCCAGCCAUUUCUGGCAAUGAGACGCAGCCCUACCCUACCUUCACUCGGGGUGUGGCUGAUGACGUCUUCAUCAAGUAUCCCAAUGAUGGAGGCAUUGUGUGGGGAAAGGUCUGGCCUGAUUAUCCUGAUGUUGUUGUUAACAACUCUCUAGACUGGGACAGUCAAGUGGAGCAAUACCGAGCUUACGUGGCCUUCCCAGACUUUUUCCGUAACUCAACUGUCCUGUGGUGGAAGAGGGAAAUUGAAGAGCUCUACAGCAACCCACGGAAUCCAGAGCAGAGCUUGAAGUUUGACGGCAUGUGGAUUGAUAUGAAUGAACCUGCGAGCUUUGUGAACGGAGCUGUCCCAUCAGGCUGCACAGAUGGAACUCUGAACCAUCCUCCCUACAUGCCAUAUUUGGAGGCCAGAGACAGGGGCCUAAGCAGCAAAACCCUGUGCAUGGAGAGUGAGCAGAUCCUUCCCGAUGGCUCCAAAGUGCGUCACUAUGACGUGCACAGCCUGUAUGGAUGGUCCCAGACCAGGCCCACCUAUGAAGCUGUGCAGGAGGUGACAGGACAGCGAGGAAUCGUCAUCACCCGCUCCACAUUCCCCUCUUCUGGCCGCUGGGCAGGACACUGGCUGGGGGACAACACGGCCGCGUGGGACCAGCUGAGGAAAUCUAUCAUUGGCCUGUUUUGUUCUGUCUUGUUUCAGACAGGGGCAGAUAUCUGUGGGUUCUUUCAAGAUGCUGAGUAUGAGAUGUGUGCUCGCUGGAUGCAGCUGGGGGCCUUUUACCCCUUCUCCAGGAACCACAACACUAUAGGCACCAGGAGACAAGACCCUGUGUCGUGGGAUGCUGCCUUUGUGAAUAUUUCCAAAAGUGUGCUGGAGACCAGAUACACCCUGCUGCCAUACCUCUAUACCUUGAUGUACAAGGCCCACAUGGAGGGCAUCACUGUCGUGCGGCCUCUUCUCCAUGAGUUUGUGUCAGACCGGGUGACGUGGGAUGUAGACAGUCAGUUCCUGCUGGGCCCUGCCUUGCUGGUCAGCCCUGUCCUGGAGGCUAAUGUCAGAAACGUCAAUGCUUAUUUCCCUGAAGCCCGCUGGUAUGAUUACUACACGGGUGUGGACAUUAAUGCAGGGGGACAGUGGAAGGACUUGCCAGCCCCUCUGGACCACAUUAAUCUUCACGUGCGUGGAGGCUACAUCCUGCCCUUGCAGGAGCCUGCACGGAACACUCACUUAAGCCGGAAGAAUCCUCUUGGUCUCCUCAUUGCCCUGGAUGAGAACAAAGAAGCAAGAGGGGAGCUCUUCUGGGAUGAUGGUGAAUCAAAUGAUACUGUGGCCAAUAAUGUUUACCUUUUAUGUGAGUUUUCUGCCACCCAAAACCGCCUGGAUGUGAAGAUCUCUCAGUCAACCUACAGGGACCCCAAUAACUUAACAUUUCAGGAGAUUAGAAUACUCGGCACAGAGGAACCUGCCAAUGUCACCGUGAAACACAAUGGUGUCCUGACUCAAGCUUUGCCUAAUGUCACUUAUGAUGUUAUUCUGAAGGUUGCCAUUAUCUCAGAUCUUAGUCUUGUCCUGGGAGAAGCAUACACGGUGGAGUGGAGCACAAACAUAAAGGAUGUAGAAAAAAUAGACUGUUACCCCGAUGAGCAUGGCGUUUCUGAAGCAAACUGCCUUGCCCGUGGCUGCGUCUGGGAGGAAUCCAGCUCUCCUGGGGUCCCUUAUUGCUAUUUUGUCAACGAUUUGUACUCGGUCAGCAAUGUUCAAUAUGACUCCCAUGGAGCCAGCGCUGACAUCUCCUUAAAGUCUUCUCUUCACACCAACGCCUUCCCCUCCACUCCCGUGAGCCCUCUCCGCCUGCAGGUGACCUACCAUAAGGAUGAAAUGCUGCAGUUCAAGAUUUAUGACCCCAACAACAUUCGUUAUGAAGUGCCAGUCCCUCUGAAUAUACCCAAGGUGCCCUCCAGCACCUCCGAGAGGCGGCUCUAUGAUGUCCUCAUUACGAAGAAUCCGUUUGGGGUAGUUAUUCGCCGGAAGAGUACAGGCACUGUAAUCUGGGACUCGCAGGUCCUGGGCUUCACCUUCAAUGACAUGUUCCUCCGCAUCUCCACCCGCCUGCCCUCCUCCUACAUCUAUGGCUUUGGGGAAACGGAGCACACAGCCUUUCGGAGAGACCUGAACUGGCACACGUGGGGCAUGUUUUCCCGAGACCAGCCCCCGGGGUACAAGAUGAAUUCCUAUGGUGUCCACCCCUACUACAUGGGACUCGAGGAGGAUGGCAGUGCCCACAGCGUGCUCCUGCUGAACAGCAAUGCCAUGGACGUGACAUUCCAGCCCAUGCCUGCCCUGACAUACCGCACCACAGGGGGAGUUCUGGACUUUUAUGUGUUCUUGGGCCCAACUCCAGAGCUUGUCACUCAGCAGUACACCGAGGUGAUUGGUCGGCCUGUGAUGGUGCCUUACUGGGCCCUGGGGUUCCAGCUGUGUCGCUAUGGAUAUGAGAAUGACUCUGAGAUUGCCAGUCUGUAUGAUGACAUGGUGGCUGCCAAGAUCCCCUAUGACGUGCAGUACUCAGACAUCGACUACAUGGAGCGGCAGCUGGACUUCACCCUCAGCCCCAAGUUUGCUGGGUUGCCAGAUCUGAUCAAUCGCAUGAAGGCCGAUGGGAUGCGGGUCAUCCUCAUUCUGGACCCAGCCAUUUCUGGCAAUGAGACGCAGCCCUACCCUGCCUUCACUCGGGGUGUGGCUGAUGACGUCUUCAUCAAGUAUCCCAAUGAUGGAGGCAUUGUGUGGGGAAAGGUCUGGCCUGAUUUCCCUGAUAUUGUCAUUGACCCCUCUCUCGACUGGGACAGUCAAGUGGAGCAAUACCGAGCUUACGUGGCCUUCCCAGACUUUUUCCGUAACUCAACUGUCCUGUGGUGGAAGAGGGAAAUUGAAGAGCUCUACAACAACCCACGGAAUCCAGAGCAGAGCUUGAAGUUUGACGGCAUGUGGAUUGAUAUGAAUGAACCUGCGAGCUUUGUGAAUGGAGCCGUCCCUUCAGGCUGCACAGAUGCAACUCUGAAUCGUCCUCCCUACAUGCCAUAUUUGGAGGCCAGGGACAGGGGCCUAAGCAGCAAGACCCUGUGCAUGGAGAGUGAGCAGAUCCUUCCCGAUGGCUCCAGAGUACGUCACUACGAUGUGCACAGCCUGUAUGGAUGGUCCCAGACCAGGCCCACCUAUGAAGCUGUGCAGGAGGUGACAGGACAGCGAGGAAUCGUCAUCACCCGCUCCACAUUCCCCUCUUCUGGCCGCUGGGCAGGACACUGGCUGGGGGACAACACGGCCGCGUGGGACCAGCUGAGGAAAUCUAUCAUUGGCAUGAUGGAGUUCAGCCUCUUCGGCAUAUCCUAUACAGGGGCAGAUAUCUGUGGGUUCUUUCAAGAUGCUGAGUAUGAGAUGUGUGCUCGCUGGAUGCAGCUGGGGGCCUUUUACCCUUUCUCCAGGAACCACAACACCAUUGGCACCAGGAGACAAGACCCUGUGUCGUGGGAUGCUGCCUUUGUGAAUAUUUCCAAAAGUGUGCUGGAGACUAGAUACACCCUGCUGCCGUACCUCUAUACCUUGAUGUACAAGGCCCACACAGAGGGCAUCACUGUCGUGAGGCCUCUUCUCCAUGAGUUUGUGUCAGACCGGGUGACGUGGGAUGUAGACAGUCAGUUCCUGCUGGGCCCUGCCUUGCUGGUCAGCCCUGUCCUGGAGGCUAAUGCCAGAAAUGUCACCACAUAUUUCCCUGCAGCCCGCUGGUAUGAUUACUACUCAGGUGUUGACGUUAAUGCAAGGGGGCAGUGGAAGGACUUGCCAGCCCCUCUGGACCACAUUAAUCUUCAUGUACGUGGGGGCUACAUCCUGCCCUUGCAGGAGCCUGCGCAGAACACUAACCUAAGUCGGAAGAAUCCUCUUGGUCUCCUCAUUGCCCUGGAUGAGAACAAAGAAGCAAGAGGGGAGCUCUUCUGGGAUGAUGGUGAAUCAAAUGAUACUGUGGCCAAUAAUGUUUACCUUUUGUGUGAGUUUUCUGCCACCCAAAACCGCUUGGAUGUGACAAUUUCUCAGUCAGCCUACCAAGACCCCAAUAACUUAGCAUUUCAGGAGAUUAGAAUACUCGGGACAGAGGAACCUGCCAAUGUUACCGUGAAACACAAUGGUGUCCUGAUUCAAGCUUCUCCUAACGUCACUUAUGAUCCUAAUUUGAAGGUUGCCAUUAUCUCAGAAAUUAAUCUUGUCCUGGGAGAAGCAUACACAGUGGAGUGGAGCACAAACAUAAGGGAUGAAGAAAAAAUAGACUGUUACCCUGAUGAGCAUGGCUCUUCUGAAGCGAACUGCAUUGCCCGUGGCUGCGUCUGGGAGGAAUCCAGUUCUCCUGGGGUCCCUUAUUGUUAUUUUGUCAACGAUUUGUACUCGGUCAGCAAUGUUCAGUAUGACUCCCAUGGAGCCAGCGCUGAGAUCUCCUUAAAGUCUUCUCUUUACACCAACGCCUUCCCCUCCACUCCCGUGAGCCCCCUCCGCCUGCAGGUGACCUACCAUAAGGAUGAAAUGCUGCAGUUCAAGAUUUAUGACCCCAACAACAAUCGUUAUGAAGUCCCAAUCCCUCUGAACAUACCCAAGGUUCCAUCUAGCACCGCUAAGAGCCAGCUCUAUGAUGUCCUCAUUACAAAGAAUCCAUUUGGUAUUGUGAUUCGCCGGAAGAGUACAGGCACUAUAAUUUGGGACUCGCAGGUCCUGGGCUUCAUCUUCAAUGACAUGUUCCUCCGCAUCUCCACCCGCCUGCCCUCCUCCUACAUCUAUGGCUUUGGGGAAACGGAGCACACAGCCUUUCGGAGAGACCUGAACUGGCACACGUGGGGCAUGUUUUCCCGAGACCAGCCUCCAGGGUUCAAGAUGAAUUCCUAUGGUGUCCACCCCUACUACAUGGGACUCGAGGAGGAUGGCAGUGCCCAUGGUGUGCUCCUGCUGAACAGCAAUGCCAUGGUUCUGGACUUCUAUGUGUUCUUGGGCCCAACUCCAGAGCUUGUCACUCAGCAGUACACUGAGGUGAUUGGUCGGCCUGUGAUGGUGCCUUACUGGGCCCUGGGGUUCCAGCUGUGUCGCUAUGGAUAUGAGAAUGACUCUGAGAUCGCCAGCCUGUAUGAUGUGCAGUACUCAGACAUCGACUACAUGGAGCGGCAGCUGGACUUCACUCUCAGCCCCAAGUUUGCUGGGUUGCCAGAUCUGAUCGAUCGCAUGAAGGCCGAUGGGAUGCGGGUCAUCCUCAUUCUGGACCCAGCCAUUUCUGGCAAUGAGACGCAGCCCUACCCUGCCUUCACUCGGGGUGUGGCUGAUGACGUCUUCAUCAAGUAUCCCAAUGAUGGAGGCAUUGUGUGGGGAAAGGUCUGGCCUGAUUUCCCUGAUAUUGUCAUUGACCCCUCUCUCGACUGGGACAGUCAAGUGGAGCAAUACCGCGCUUAUGUGGCCUUCCCAGACUUUUUCCGUAACUCAACUGUCCUGUGGUGGAAGAGGGAAAUUAAAGAGCUCUACAGCAACCCACGGAAUCCAGAGCAGAGCUUGAAGUUUGACGGCAUGUGGAUUGAUAUGAAUGAACCUGCGAGCUUUGUGAAUGGAGCCGUCCCUUCAGGCUGCACAGAUGCAACUCUGAAUCGUCCUCCCUACAUGCCAUAUUUGGAGGCCAGGGACAGGGGCCUAAGCAGCAAGACCCUGUGCAUGGAGAGUGAGCAGAUCCUUCCAGAUGGCUCCAGAGUACGUCACUACGAUGUGCACAGCCUGUAUGGAUGGUCCCAGACCAGGCCCACCUAUGAAGCUGUGCAGGAGGUGACAGGACAGCGAGGAAUCGUCAUCACCCGCUCCACAUUCCCCUCUUCUGGCCGCUGGGCAGGACACUGGCUGGGGGACAACACGGCCGCGUGGGACCAGCUGAGGAAAUCUAUCAUUGGCAUGAUGGAGUUCAGCCUCUUUGGCAUAUCCUAUACAGGGGCAGAUAUCUGUGGGUUCUUUCAAGAUGCUGAGUAUGAGAUGUGUGCUCGCUGGAUGCAGCUGGGGGCCUUUUACCCGUUCUCCAGGAACCACAACACCAUUGGCACCAGGAGACAAGACCCUGUGUCCUGGGACGCUGCCUUCGUGAAUAUUUCCAAAAAUGUGCUGGAGACCAGAUACACCCUGCUGCCGUACCUCUAUACCUUGAUGUACAAGGCUCACGUGGAGGGCAUCACUGUUGUGAGGCCUCUUCUCUAUGAAUUUGUAUCAGACCGGGUGACCUGGGAUAUAGACAGACAGUUCCUUCUGGGCCCUGCUUUGCUGGUCAGCCCUGUCUUGGAUCCUAAUGCCAGAAAUGUCAACGCAUAUUUCCCUGAAGCCCGCUGGUAUGAUUACUACACAGGUGUGGACAUUAAUGCAAGGGAACAGUGGAAGGACUUGCCAGCCCCUCUUGAACACAUUAAUCUUCAUGUGCGUGGAGGCUACAUCCUGCCCUGGCAGCAGCCUGCACGGAACACUCACUUAAGCCGUCAGAAAUUCAUGGGCUUCAAGGUGGCCUUAGAUGAUGCGGGAACUGCUGAAGGAUGGCUUUUCUGGGAUGAUGGGCAGAGCAUUGAUUCCUAUGAAAAAGGACUCUAUUAUUUGGCCAGAUUUUCUGUCAUCCAGAAUACAAUGCAAAGCCAUGUAAUUUUAAACAAUUACAUCAUGGAUACAAACCCUUUGAUACUGGGCUACAUUGAAAUCUGGGGAGUGGGCAGUGCCUCUAUUAGCAGCGUGACCAUCUCUGUGAGGGACACGGAAACAACACUCCCUGUCAACUACAACCCUACAACACAGGUGUUAAGUGUUGAUGUGACCAGCAGAAGCAUCAGCCUGCAAGAUUUCAUUUCAUUGACAUGGAGAAGCUCUCUGUAAAUUUUUAGGGCAAGAUCCUAACUAUAAUGAUAAUUGUAUCAUUCACUGUAUGGAUAAAACAUUUUACUGAUUUUGUUGUAUAUUUUGUCUGUGAACCCUAAUGAUUAAAUAUUUGCUGUGAGGGAUAGGCAGUAGGAUUAUAUGAAAAAAAUCUAUGGUUAAUGUUCAUGAGUAAUUAGUAUAGUACAGAUUAUUCAUUAGAUGACAUUUACUGGAGAUGAGCUGUGCCUAGGAUGAAGUAUGUGUGUGUAUCCGUGUUUAUGUGUGUGUGAUCAUGCAGUGGGACCCUUCACUUGCUAAAGGCAGAACAGAAGGCUUACCAUGAUAGCUCCUGGUCUUGGAUCUAGCCAGUGCCUCAAGAAAGAAUCCAGAAAGAACAACUGCUCAUUGAUUGUAGGGAGGAGGAAACAACAUCUAGAGCAUGAUAUAAGGAGAAGAAAAGGCAGCUGAAGGAAAGGUGAGCAGGGAAGAUCUGAGGUAACAGAAGAUGAUGACAGCCGUGAUCACAAAUCAUCAGGAGCAGUGGCCCCAUGGAGAAGAGGAAAGAAGUCACCUCAUUUGAAAGGGAGAAGAGGAGCUUAAGGAAGUCAUUAGCACGAGAGAACAGGAUGAGACUUUUUUUUUCCUUUUAGUGAAGAUUCGAAUGUAUUUUUUUUUUUUUUUUAUUUUAAAAGUAAAAGGAGGAAAACAUGAAGCAGGCAAAGCUGAAGAAAAGGAGUUUGGAUGUAAAAAUAAUUUAUUUUCAGAGAUGUGCUUUGGAAUAUAUAAAUCUUAUUUCUCUACCCUGCCUAGUGUAUAUAACCACAUUUCACACAAACAAGUGCAGUUUAUACCAGAAAAAAAAUAAAUAAAUUUGCAAGAAA